Malania oleifera is the source of this 1935-nucleotide messenger RNA. Its product is annotated as LOB domain-containing protein 40. Lineage: Eukaryota; Viridiplantae; Streptophyta; Magnoliopsida; Santalales; Ximeniaceae. Gene Ontology annotation, biological process: regulation of gene expression. The coding region runs from base 780 to 1616 and encodes 278 amino acids. The transcript is spliced from 2 exons. The record is from RefSeq and is a predicted model, not a curated record.
UCGCACACUGCCACCUGGAAGUAGAACACACGCGCCGCCACACUUGCUGUUUUAACCCAUGCAGCCCCGUGCACCGGCGGAUUCAGGAAUCAGGACGAAGGUGAUAUUUUCUGUCAGGCUUCAGUAAGGACUCACCGGCAUAGCAAGUCCUAGUGCUUGGAUGGUGCUGUCCGGGAGUGGGUGGUGCACGCGCCAUGGACGGGAGUGGUUGAGGAGAUAGGGAAAAUGCUGUGCUGGAGUCCCCACUGUCCGAAAAUGUUGAAAACCGGAUACGUGAAUGUGGCCUCCCCCUUUGGGAAAAACCAAGGAAAAGAAAAACCAAAAAAGUGAAAACAGCUGCAGGCCUUGGUUCCGAAAAUCCAGCGGCCCACCCACAUCCUUAAUAUACGCAUCUCGAUCUUCAUUCGCAUGAAACUCUCGCUCUCUCUAUCGAUCUGUUUCUCUAUCUCUAUGUUUGAGGUUUCGAAAGCAUAAUCUCUCGAGUGUUUUCAAAUUGAACUCUCUCUCUCUCUCUCUCUCUCUUUGAGGUUUCAAAAACAUAAUCUUUCUCUGAGUGUUUACAAAACGAACUCUCUCUCUCUUCGGGUUCUAAAAAAAUAGAAGAAGAAAUAGUCUCUCUCUCUCUCUCUCUCUCUCUCUCUCUCUCUCUCUAUGAUUGAGGUUUCAAAAACAUAAUCUUUCUGUGUGUUUACAAAACAAACUCUUUCUCUUCGAGUUCUAAAACAAGUAGAAGAAGAAGAAGAAGAAGAAGAAGUAGAAGAAGAAAUUGGAAAUUAACAAUGCGGAUGAGUUGUAAUGGUUGCCGGGUGCUGAGGAAGGGAUGCAGCGAGAACUGCAGUAUAAGGCCAUGCCUGCAGUGGAUAAAGAGCCCCGACUCCCAAGCAAACGCCACCGUUUUCCUUGCUAAAUUCUACGGCCGAGCCGGCCUAAUGAACCUUAUAAACGCCGGCCCUGAUCAUCUCCGUCCUGUUGUUUUUAGGUCUUUGCUCUACGAGGCUUGUGGGAGAAUCGUGAACCCCAUCUGCGGUUCCGUGGGGUUAGUUUGGGGCGGAACUUGGCAUAUAUGCGAGGCGGCCGUGGAAGCCGUCCUUCAAGGUUCCCCCAUCACGCCAGUCGCGUCUGAAACUGCCGCGAACAGCCAGAUGCCCCCUCUCAAGUUCUGCGACAUUCGCCACGUCUCCAAGGACGACGUCUUCGCCGACCCUCACCGCGUCCGGACUCGAUACCGGAUGAAGCGCUCCGUCGACAAGCCCAAGCCAGGUGGGGUUCCGCCUUCGGACUUCGAAUCGAGUCGAGUUACGGCGUUAAAACGUGAGGGGUGUAGUCCCGACGAGUUGAACCGAUCGACAAGCCACGAUUCUUCUGUGACGCACCCGUCGGAUACGCCGGAGACGGAGAGCAUGAUCUCGGCGGAGACAGCUGAAGCGUCGCUGCUGUCUCGAGCCGAGCCGGAGUCGCUCCCCGAGCCGAGUAGCCGAGGUGAGGAUGGAGAGGUAGAGCUGGAGCUGACUCUGGGCAUGGAGCCGAUCAAACCGCGACCCAUCAAGAAGCGGAAGAUCGAGAUCACUGAUCCGACGGACGACGACACGUGCCACGUGCAGCUGGGCCUCCAUUGAAUGCCCAGGGUGAAGGAAGCGGUUUGGUAUGGUUCUGAUCGAAUCUAUAUGUCUCCUCUCUCUCUCUCUCUCUGAUUUUUGUUUAUUUGUUUUUAAAUUUUGUUAAAAUACUUUUUUUUAUUUAUAUUUUUGUGAAAAUUCAAAUAGGACGUGUACAAAGGAGAGUAUAUAGAAAUCAAGAUUUGACCAAUCACUAUUCCUCGGUCUUAUGACCCAACAAGUGACUAUUAAAAGUAUCACAAUUUGUGAUACUCUAUUGAAUCCGAGAGAAACAAUUCUACAUUUUGCAUUAAUUCCAAGGAUGAACUCUAAUAUUCUG